Ylistrum balloti is the source of this 714-nucleotide messenger RNA. RefSeq names its product octapeptide-repeat protein T2-like. Bases 1 to 714 code for a protein of 237 amino acids. The record is from RefSeq and is a predicted model, not a curated record. The transcript has a single exon. NCBI's taxonomy places the organism in Eukaryota, Metazoa, Mollusca, Bivalvia, Pectinida, Pectinidae.
AUGGGAGGAAGAGGAGGGGGAAGGCAGGGAAAGAGAGGCAGGGGAGGAAGGAGAGGGCAGGCAGAGAAAGAGAGGCAGGGGAGGAAGAGGAAGGCAUGCAGGGAAAGAGAGGCAGGGAAGGAAAAGGAGGGCAGGCAGGCAGGCAGGAAAAGAGAGGCAGAGGAGGAAUGGGAGGACACGCAGGGAAAGAGAGGCAGAGGAGGAAGGGGAGGCAGGCAGGGAAAGAGAGGCAGGGAAGGAAAAGUAGGGCAGGCAGGCAGGAAAAGAGAGGCAGAGGAGGAAGGGGAGGACACGCAGGGAAAGAGAGACAUGGGAGGAAGAGGAGGGGGCAGGCAGGGAAAGAGAGGCAUGGGAGGAAGGGGAGGGCAGGCAGAGAAAGAGAGACAGAGGAGGAAGGGGAGGACACGCAGGGAAAGAGAGACAUGGGAGGAAGAGGAGGGGGCAGGCAGAGAAAGAGAAGCAUGGGAGGAAGAGGAGGGAAGGCAUGGAAAGAAAGGAAGGGGAUGGAAGGGCAGUCAGGCACGGAAAGAGAGGCAGGGGAAGGAAUGGGAUGGCAUACAGGGAAAGAUAGGAAGGGGAGGGCAGGCAGGCAGGGAAGGAGAGGCAGGGGAGGAAGAUGAGGGGAGGGCAGACAGGGAAAGAGAGGCAUGGGAGGAAGGGGAGGGGAGGGCAGGCAGGGAAAGAGAGGCAUUGGAGGAAGGGGAGGGCUGGUAG